AUGAAAAAGUAUUUAUAAUGUGAUAGUAAAUUUUGGUAAAUAAAUAUUGAUGAUAAUGAGACACAGUUAUUCAUAAGAUAUGGAAAUUUGUGUGAUUAUGAAGAAUUAAAUGUGAAAAAAGUGGAGAAGUAAUUUCAAUCAAAAGAAGAAUGUGAGAAAUAUUAUUAAGAGGCAUCAAAAAUGAAAUUAGAAAAAGGAUAUAUAGAAGUGCAGGCAGGUUAAUAAAUUUAAUAGUAAUAAUUAAAAAAGGAUUCAGAAAUAUAAUAAAAUCGUAGUGUAUAAUAAAAGUAGCAAUAGAAAUAGAUUGAUACAAUAAAAAGAAGUGGUUUAAUAAAGGCAGAUACAAUAGCUGCAUUAACAGAUGAUGCUUUAAGAGGACGAUAAUAAUUAAUAAAAGGUGGUGUAGUAGAUUUAGGGAAAGGUACAAUUCCAACAGGUAAAGUAAUGCUAGCAUAAACAUGGAAUGAAGAAAUAGAUCCAAAGGGUUAUUAUUUAAGUGAGAAAUUAGAUGGAAUGAGAAUGAUUUGGACAGGUUCAAAAAUGUAUUCAAGAAAUGGUAAUCCUAUAUAAUUUCCUGAAUUUUUUGUAAAAGGUUGGCCAAAAUCAUAUUUAGAUGGUGAAUUAUGGUUGGAGAGAGAUUAAUUUUCUAAAUUAGUUUCAAUAACAAAAAGAUAAGUUCCAGUAGAAGAAGAUUGGAGAAGAGUAAAAUAUAUGGUUUUUGAUGCUCCAGGAUUGAAAUUACCAUUUAAAGAUAGAUAUUAGAAAUUUAAAUAAGCAUGUGAAUAAGCAAAUGAAUAUAUAGUAUAUGUUCCACAUAUAGAAUGCAAAGGUUAUGAUCACAUGAUAGAUGAAUUAGAAGCAGUAUAAGAGAAAGAAGGUGAAGGAUUAAUGUUAAGAGAUCCUGAUAGUUUAUAUGAAUAAAGAAGAUCUGAUAAAUUAUUAAAAGUAAAGACAUUUUAAGAUGAUGAAGCUACAGUAUUAGCACAUGAAUAAGGAAGUGGAAGAUGUUAAGGAAUGCUUGGAUCUUUAAAAGUUAAAAAUACUAGUGGAAUUAUAUUUAAUAUAGGAUCAGGUUUAACAGAUGAUAUAAGAUAAAAACCACCAAAAAUUGGAUCUACUAUUACAUAUAAAUAUUAUGGAGUAUCAAAAAAUAAUGUUCCUAGAUUCCCUAUUUACUUAAGAGAAAGACCUAAAGAAUGAAU
This is a messenger RNA of Paramecium sonneborni, 1202 nucleotides long. Lineage: Eukaryota; Ciliophora; Oligohymenophorea; Peniculida; Parameciidae. The record is from the annotation of a GenBank genome assembly.